Messenger RNA from Xyrauchen texanus (razorback sucker), 1414 nucleotides. Its product is annotated as beta-1,3-galactosyltransferase 1. The transcript has 4 exons. Gene Ontology annotation, cellular component: membrane. The record is from RefSeq and is a predicted model, not a curated record. The coding region runs from base 385 to 1380 and encodes 331 amino acids. NCBI's taxonomy places the organism in Eukaryota, Metazoa, Chordata, Actinopteri, Cypriniformes, Catostomidae. Gene Ontology annotation, molecular function: N-acetyl-beta-D-glucosaminide beta-(1,3)-galactosyltransferase activity.
CACACGGAGCGACAGCGGCGAAAGUCCGGAUGAUAGAGGCGACAAAACCGCUCAUCCUUACAUCAUUGGACUGAUUGAUAAAUUAAAAAGAUGAUGGAUCCUAUAAUCUGAAUUUAUAAUGAUAAAUGUGGAACAUGCCGAAGAGCGAAGGGAGAAUUCAAUACUCUGCGACAAAUUCCCUCCUUUUUCAGACGAAACGGAUACACAGCGAAUUAGACCUGCUCUUGUUUGGGGUUUUUUUUUUUUCAACUGGAGCCAUUCAUUUCUAACAGUUACUGUCAAGCACCGAACAAAUGCAGCAUUCUGCAUGUAUGCCUGAGGUACCAUCACUAAUGGCUUCAAAACCAUUCAAGAUUUACAGCUCCAAACGCACGUAAAUGCAUCAUGAUGCCUUCAAAAGUGUCGUGCCUCUACGUGUUGACAGUUGUUUGCUGGGCGAGCGCUCUGUGGUAUCUCAGCAUAUCCCGUUCCACAUCAUCCUACAUGGGCCAGCUGUCCGCGCCGGCGCAUAAAACGGUGAAAGUGCUCAAGAGCAUCAACGUGACAUUCAGCAACAUCAGGACUCGUCCGUUAAACCCCCACGCCUUUGAUUUCAUCAUUAACGAACCUAAAAAGUGCGAAACCAACGUGCCCUUCCUCGUUAUCCUCAUAACGACGACGCACAAGGAGUUUGAUGCUCGCCAGGCCAUUCGGGAGACUUGGGGUGACGAGAGCACAUUCAGCGACCUUCGCAUCAUCACGCUGUUCCUUCUCGGACGCAGUAUGGAUAGAGUUCUCAACCAGAUGGUGGAGCAAGAGAGCGAGAUCUUUCAUGACAUCGUAGUUGAGGAUUUUAUCGACUCGUACCACAAUUUGACACUCAAAACUUUGAUGGGAAUGCGUUGGGUGGCGACCUUCUGCAACCAGGCCAAGUAUGUGAUGAAGACGGACAGCGAUAUCUUCGUCAACAUGGAUAACUUGGUGUAUAAACUGUUGAAGCCGGCUACAAAACCCAGACGUAGGUACUUCACGGGAUACGUCAUCAAUGGCGGGCCCAUACGGGACAUGCGUAGUAAAUGGUACAUGCCUCGAGACCUUUAUCCAGAGAGCAAAUACCCGCCGUUCUGCUCGGGCACGGGAUACGUGUUCUCCGCAGAUGUGGCAGAGUUGAUCUACAAGACUUCUUUGCACACUAGACUCUUGCAUCUCGAGGAUGUUUAUGUUGGGGUGUGUCUGAGGAAGUUGGGUAUUCACCCAUACCAGAACAGUGGCUUCAAUCACUGGAAAAUGGCUUACAGUCUCUGCAGAUACCGAAGGGUCAUAACCGUCCAUCAGAUCUCGCCCGAGGAGAUGCACCGGAUCUGGAACGACAUGACCAGCAAGAAGCAUCUAAAGUGUUAGUCAAAGACGCCCGAGGACACGUUGUGUAUUUGUG